Molecule: messenger RNA, 1953 nt
Organism: Colletotrichum truncatum
Lineage: Eukaryota; Fungi; Ascomycota; Sordariomycetes; Glomerellales; Glomerellaceae
Product: ku70 protein
Biological process (GO): double-strand break repair via nonhomologous end joining; telomere maintenance
Cellular component (GO): Ku70:Ku80 complex; nucleus
Molecular function (GO): telomeric repeat DNA binding; DNA helicase activity; double-stranded DNA binding
Source: RefSeq, a predicted model, not a curated record
AUGGCUGAUCGUGAAGACUUCAAGAGGGAAGAAGAAGAUGAUGCGGAGGAGGAACUGGAUGAGACCGACUACAAGUCGCAAAAGGACGCUAUCAUCGUAGCAAUUGAUGUGAGCUCAUCGAUGCUGCAACCCCCUCCAGCAUCAAGCUCAAAGAAGGCAGAUAAGGACAGUGCCGUUCAGGCUGCCUUGAAAUGUGCUUAUCACCUGAUGCAACAGCGCAUCAUCUCUAAUCCCAAGGAUAUGAUGGGAAUUCUCUUCUUCGGCACAGAGAAAUCCAAGUUUCAGGAAGAAAGUGGAAGAAGUGGCUUGGGAUACCCUCACUGCUAUCUAUUCACGGACCUAGACAUUCCCGCAGCAGAGGAUGUUAAGGCAUUGAAAACGCUAGUUGGCGUAGAUGGAGAAGAAGGCGAAGACGACGACGGGGUGUUGGUGCCGGCAAAAGACGGCCUUCAGAUGGCGAACGUGUUCUUCUGCGCAAACCAGAUCUUCACCACAAAAGCAGCCAACUUCGGCAGCAGACGACUGUUCAUCAUUACAGACAAUGAUGACCCUCACUCAACAGAUAAGGCAGCCAAAUCUGCUGCUGCUGUAAGGGCAAAGGACCUUUACGACUUGGGAGUUCAGAUUGAACUUUUUCCUAUUGCCAGGGAUGACAAGAAGUUUGACCUUGGCAAGUUCUAUGACGACAUCAUUUACCGAGAUCAAUCCGCCGAGGCCAAUCUCUCUGAAGUACGCAGCUCCAAAUCAGGUGACGGUCUCACCCUUCUCAGCUCCCUUGUCUCGAAUAUCAGUUCCAAAGAGACGCCCAAGCGCUCCCUAUUCUCAAAUCUUCCCUUCGAAAUCGCUCCGGGACUGAGGAUAUCCGUAAAGGGUUACAACAUCCUCCAUCGUCAAGUCCCUGCGAGGACAUCAUACAUUUGGCUCGACGGUGAAAAGCCUCAGCUCGCAGUCGGCGAAACCACCCGAAUCGCGGAGGAUAGUGCCCGCACUGUCGAGAAGCCAGAAUUCAAGAAGGCCUACAAAUUUGGCGGCGAAUAUGUACACUUCACACCUGAGGAGCAGAAGUCCCUCAAAGACUUUGGCUCCCCAAUCAUUCGGAUCGUUGGUUUCAAGCCCCGCUCUAUGCUCCCAUUUUGGGCCAACGUGAAGAAGUCAACAUUCAUCUUCCCCUCCGAAGAAGACUAUGUGGGCUCAACACGUGUGUUUACUGCCCUCUGGCAGAAGCUCCUCAAAGACAACAAGAUUGGUGUCGCCUGGGCCGUAACCCGUUCCAACGCCAACCCAAUCCUUGUGGCCAUCAUUCCGUCUCAUGAGAAGUCCGACGACGAAUCUGGCACACCCUACUUGCCUGCUGGCCUUUGGCUCACGCCGCUGCCUUUCGCCGACGAUCUCCGUGAGGGGCCCGAGCCACCCGCCGACCUCGUCAGAAGCACGAAUGAGCUCACCGAUCGUAUGCGAGUCAUCGUCCAGCAGCUUCAGCUACCGAAGGCCAUGUUCAAUCCAAAGAAAUACCCUAAUCCCUCAUUGCAGUGGCAUUACAAGAUCCUCCAGGUCCUUGCUCUUGAGGAGGAAUACCCAGAGAAGGCGGAGGAUGCUACAGAACCCAAGUACAAGGCAAUUAGCAAGCGUGCGGGUGGUUACCUGGAUGAUUGGGCUGAAACGCUACAAGUUGAGGCCAAGACCGCGCUGGCUAAGCAAGCCAUAAAACGGGAUGUGGAGGAUGUCGAGGAUGAAAGACCGUCAAAGAGAGUCAAGGCGGCGCCAAAGAGCUCAAAGGUAUCUGGUUCCGGACUGAAUACGACGCAACUUAAGGCUGCCGUUGAUGGAGGCGGUUUGAGUAAGAUGCUGGUCGCAGAUCUGAAAGAUAUCCUAGCGGCGAGGGGACUUAACACGGCGGGCAGGAAGGCCGAGUUGAUUGAGAGGGUGGAAGAGUGGGUUGAGAACAACGCAUGA